Saccharomyces paradoxus is the source of this 3186-nucleotide messenger RNA. It is a transcript of the gene SAP185, whose product is annotated as Sap185p. The record is from RefSeq and is a predicted model, not a curated record. The transcript has a single exon. The coding region runs from base 1 to 3186 and encodes 1061 amino acids. Gene Ontology annotation, molecular function: protein phosphatase regulator activity; protein phosphatase binding. Lineage: Eukaryota; Fungi; Ascomycota; Saccharomycetes; Saccharomycetales; Saccharomycetaceae. Gene Ontology annotation, cellular component: cytosol; nucleus.
AUGUCAGGGUCCUUCUGGAAGUUUGGACAAGAUUUUAGUUCACAAUCUCCGUUAUCUAAGCUGCUGAAUAGGGCUUUUAUCAAGCUUGAUGAUAAACGUACUAGUACGGAAGCAAAAGAGAAAAUUGAUUCUAAUAGCACAGAUGAAAAUUUGGAAAGCAAUUCCUUGAAAUCGGAAGACGAGGAAGAAGAGGAAUGCGAUCUGCCUAGCAGGGAAGAAGACUACAAAGCUUAUAAACCAAAUCUGAGUCUGCUGAACGAUCUUUUAGAUGAUGAAGAGUUAUAUACUGAACUAAUGUGUUCUAACUUCAAGCUACUAAUAUACUUAAAGUACCCUGAAGUAUUGUCCAAAUUGAUAGAUUAUGUCAGAAAUAAUACCAUACUUGACUCCAGUAUUGAUAGAGUUAUUUCCGAGGAGAGUGAUUUAGUACAUGAUGAAGACAAAUACAUAGCGGAGGAUUUUGAGAAUGGUAACGCAAAAACGAAAAGCAUUGGCGGUAUUUCUGAACGAAAAGAACGCACACACAGUGAUGAAGAAGAGCAAUUGGAAAGCGAAGAGAAUGAUAAUGCCUCUGAGGAUACGAGAGUUACUCUUCCCCAUGAAAUAGAGGAACACGAUGAUAUUCGAAGAGCCAGAAUAGCUGCUGAAAUAUUGUCCGCCGACGUAUGGCCCAUAUCAUCUGCUUUGAUUGAAAACGAAGGGCUCCUGACCAAGCUUUGGUCGAUCCUCAGGCACCCUUCUCCAUUGUCAAUUGAGGCAUCAACAUAUUUUAUGAAAAUAAACGAACGUCUCUUGGACAUGAAUAUGGACGGAAUCAUCGAAUUCAUACUGAAAAAAGAACACAUUGUUGACGAUUUCUUGGCACAUAUAGAUAAUCCGCCCUUGAUGGAUUUUCUAUUAAAAGUGAUAUCGACCGAUAAGCCAGAAAUAUCAAAUGGAGCUAUCCAACUGUUUAAGGAACAAAAUUUGGUUCCAAAGUUGAUUAAUUUACUCGAUCCUGUAUUUGAUUCUUGCACGCAAUCUGCUGCCGGUGACUUUCUGAAAGCUCUGGUUACCAUUAGCGGCAACUGUCCUAAUGAAAUCACUUCGAGCAUCGGACCUAAUGAAUUAACAAGGCAAUUAGUUUCUGCAAAUAUGGUGAAACAACUUAUGGAUAUAAUGCUCAAGGGAGGUAAUUCGUUAAAUAAUGGCGUUGGGAUUAUCAUUGAGCUGAUAAGGAAAAACAACUCUGAUUAUGAUGCUAUACAGACAAAUUAUACCACCAUUAAAUCUCAUCCCCCAACAGAUAGAGACCCAAUUUAUUUGGGAUAUUUGGUUAAAAUGUUUUCGGAACGCAUGGCUGAUUUUAACAAAAUACUAACUGAAAAGAAGAUUCCUCUUUUACAGACAUCCUAUGGGACUAUUGAACCGUUGGGAUUUGAAAGAUUCAAGAUAUGCGAACUUAUUGCUGAACUGUUACACUGCUCAAACAUGACUUUAUUGAAUGAACCGAACGCCUAUGAUGUUGUAAGAGAGCGUGAUAUCGAAAGAGAGAGAAUCUUCAAUUCACAAGAUUGCGCGAAUUCUAACGAUUGUAGUGAAUCAAAAGAAAAUGAAGAUGUCAACGGAGGCGAUGCUAAUGAUGAAGAGGAAGAUGAUACAAAUCAGGUAGAAUCUGCUGGCACCUCAAUUGAUGGGGAAGAAGUUAUCGAUAAGUUAAAUUCUUUACAGAUAGAAUCUAAUAAAGUAAACCAGAAAAUGAAUAAUGAAGAGCAAAGUAGUUCAAUGCCAGAUUUCAGCAAUGGUGAUCUAGAUGACGAAGAAAAUGAAAAUCCAUUUGAACCCCAAUAUUCAGACGUCAUUCUAGAUUCUUCUGACAUGGAGAAAAAAUUUCGCAUUUCUCCUAACAUUGGAGAUCAACUGAAAAUCGCUUUACAAGAUACCGGGGUGGUAGAUACUAUGCUCGAAAUGUUUUUUCACUUCCAGUGGAAUAAUUUUCUUCAUAACGUAGUCUACGAUGUCGUUCAGCAGAUUUUCAAUGGUCCACUCAAAAUAGGUUAUAAUAGGUUCCUUUUAGGCGAUCUCCUAAUCAACAUCCGUUUAACCGAUAUGAUUAUUAAAGGAAACAAUGAAUGCACAGAAUAUGAGAAAGCACACGAUACCAGACUUGGAUAUAUGGGCCACCUGACUCUAAUUGCGGAAGAAGUCACCAAAUUUACUGCAUACAUUGAAGAGAUGAACAUUAGCUUUGAAAACACUGAAGUAAUGAGUUCUUUAUUCGAGAGUAAAUGGAUUACAUAUACCGAGGAUGUUUUAGAGGAUUUAAAGGAAAAAUACAACGCCAUAUUAGGUGAUAUCGCCGAAGAAGGAGACAUGUUGGAAAAUGAAGAAGAGGAUACUGUUUACGGCAAGGGAGCGCAUCCUAUGGGAACCGUUGAUGACUAUAUUAAUGACAUAAUGCAAAUGGACAAUGUACGGUGUCAACCAGUGGAAGAUGAUGAAGGAGAAGGGUAUGUUAGUUUUGAUGAAGAUGAACCCCAAGAAUAUUGUAACGACGAUUCUGUCAGAAACAAGGAAUCUGACUCAUCAAAAGGUGAACGUGACCACCAAGAGCACCUAUAUUACGAGUACGUCAGUGAAGAUGGUACAAAAACAAGGUUGAACUUCGACUCUGGUUGUGAUUCCACGGAACAAGCUACAGAUGAAGUGGAUGGCGACGAUAAGAUACCACUGAAGCUCAAACGAAGUUUUACGGACGCGUGCAAAUCUGAAAUAAUACUGAAUAAUACCGUUCAUACUAAAGAAGAAAGUGAAUUUCAAUUUAGCACCGAAUUUAGCGACGGCUGGGAGUCAUCACCUUCUAAUUCAAUACCUAAGAGAGUUUCCCCGUCGAAAAAUGACAUGAACUCACCUGUGUUUCAGCAUCAGUUUGAACUUCAUAGUCCCACUGAUGAACGUAGCGGUCAUAAGGGUGAAAUAUCAAGCGCCGGUGGCCAUGACUACGACGUAGAUGAGUACGACGAAUUGAGCGACGACAGCGAUGAAGAGUACGAUAACUGCGAAGAUGAAGACAGUUUAGAUUAUGCUGAUUCCAACGCAUAUGCAUUGUGUAGGUCCAAAAGUAAGGACAAGAUAUCAUGGGAUGAAGAAGAGCAGGCACGAUUAAUGGGUGUUGUAAAAUUUAAUACGGAGCAUUACAGGGACUAG